Messenger RNA from Paramacrobiotus metropolitanus, 2877 nucleotides. RefSeq names its product atrial natriuretic peptide receptor 3-like. Gene Ontology annotation, molecular function: signaling receptor activity; peptide hormone binding. The transcript is spliced from 15 exons. Lineage: Eukaryota; Metazoa; Tardigrada; Eutardigrada; Parachela; Macrobiotidae. Gene Ontology annotation, cellular component: membrane. The record is from RefSeq and is a predicted model, not a curated record. Bases 173 to 1747 code for a protein of 524 amino acids.
CCAUAUACGAUCAGGAGGAAAGGGUAUUAUAUACGUGUCAACGGAAUUACCGUACCGAUAAGACCUGCGCUCAUAAGCGAAUAUAAAUCUCUAAUAAUAUUAGGCGAGUUGUUAGGGUACUAGCAUUUCGAUUAGGGGUAAUACGUUUCAAGUUUAUAAAGUGCUGGAUUAAAUGGAAUCCUAUCGCAGAUCAUCGUUACGUCUUGUUGUAUGGAUUUUUCUUUUUACCGGUUUCUCAUCGUCGACAGCUCAGGCGAAAAUCCUUGUGUUAGAAUAUUCUGGUUCCGGCAGUGGAGCAUUUAAUCAUGUUCUGGAUAUAGCGGCAGAACAUUUAGGAACCAGCUACUGGACCCAGCUGAAUCUAACACGGCUAAGGAUUACCACACUCAAUCGCAAUCCCAUGCUGUACUGCGAGGAAUUGGAAACAGAUGCGGUAGCUUGGAUUAGUGAGUUUUACUACAGGCGUAAAGAACCGGACAUUUCCGGGCUGGCGAUAAUCGCACCAGAGAUUUGUUUAUCGACAUCCAAAACCAUAAGCUACAUGGCUAAAGAAUGGAAUAUCCCGGUAUUCAGCCCAUCCAUACAUUUUUCGGUUCGAGAGAACGACAAGAGGAGUGAUUAUUCUACGUUAACACGGAUUGCUCCGUUUGACGAUCGCGAAAUGAUAAAGUUUAUAUACAACGUGUUAACGAAGUUCAACUGUACGACAUGUCCGGUGGCAGUGCUGUGUGAUGAUGAUUAUGACCGCGAAAAUCGUCAGAGACGCUUUACUCUGUCCACGUGUCUUGCGCUGAAAUAUGGCCUAAGCGAUUGGUAUAGAAUCAGUGCGACUUCGUUUAAUGUCAACACCACCAACACGUUGGCAGUUCGACAAACCCUUACAAAAGCCAGCGCGAUCGCAAAAGUCAUUUUCCUGGCGAUCCCUGGCGACCGGGUUCGAGCAGUCAUGCUAGCUGCAUUAGAUCAGGGUUUGACCGGGGCCGAAUAUCUGUACUUCACGGUGCAACCUUGGCACGACACAAACCUUUUCGGCAACGUUACCUGGUUUUCGAAAACCGAACCCGAACGAAAUGCGGAUGCUCAAAACGCAUUCAGUUCGCUUUUCACUAUCUCAACGCGUUCCGAAGACACACCAGAAUUUUGGAAUCUUACCGGCGAAGUCAAGAAAUCUAUAUUAUCCGACAAACAGCACGGCGCUAUUUGGCCAAAACAAGAGGUCGAUCCAUUUGUGAUGUCAUACUAUUACACGCUGGCUAUCUUUGGUCAGGUUCUGAACGAGACGCUAACAAAUGGCGGCAAUCUCAGCGAUGGAGCGGCACUAUGCAAGUUAAUGUGGAACCGUUCGUAUACGAUAUUAGGAAACGAGAUUGUCAUCAACGCCAACGGAGAUCGGACUGUGGACUGGGUCGUCAGUCAAAUGGACUCGGCUGGAAAUUUUAUGCCCGUCAUGGAAUACUCCGCUCGGGACCAACAAUUCCGGUCAAGUCGGGACCCCGUGGGUGGCAGUGUCCGGCAGAUUGUUUGGCCAAAUAAGCGAGCACGUAUGCCUGUAAAAGAGGGACCUUUGAAAUGCGAUUCCGGUGGGACGAAUGAUGGAUGCACAGUUCUGGAUGCUUCUACGGAGCAGCCGGCAAGUCAGCAGCCAGGGACAUCGAUGUUGCUGUAUACUGCACUGAACUCCACCGCGGAAUGGUUGUCCCGUUUAGUUCCAAUACUGCAACAGUUCCGGCAAGCUCUUCGGAUUUGAAACUUUGUGUUUCCAUGACCUGACACAUUUAAUAACGCUUUCGGAGCUGUAACCGUUCAGCUUUAUGUGUAAUUCAGUUUAGAACGAAAUUUUAACAGCAAGACAAUUUUGCCAAAAUGUAUUCUUGAAAAUGCAGUAUUAUCUGUGUAUCACACCGCUUGACACCGAAACAGCAAUGUUUCGGCAAACAUAAGCAUUUAACAUUUAAAACUGCUAACGUAUAUCCAAUAUUACUCAUAAACAUUGUGCCAGAACCUAAAAAGUUUUCAGAAAAAGCGCUGUGCACAUCAAUUUUCUUUAUGUGAGUUAUGCUAUAACAGCUCUGAAUGCACAAUUUGUUACGGAAAGGAUGGUCGGAAUAAUGUUUUUACUUCCUUGUGAUAGCCCUUAAGCAAAAUGAAUAUUCUGCGUAAUUAAAUUAGUCAAAAAGUUGCCUCUAGCCUAGCAAUGGGUAAAUCCAGACAAUCGACUUUAGUGCAGCUUUAUACGAUUAACAAGGAAGCGUAUUUCUUGUUGCCUUUUCGAUGGAACUGCUGUUCUGGUAAAACUUUGGGCCAUGUGCACAUGUACCCCUUGUUAAGCAAAGUCUGUGUAUGUACUUCGGCUUAUAAUUCAAGGCAAUAAUUUUAAAGUACACGAAAUGCUGGAGCACAUGGACUUCUUUCGAAGCGCAUCAUUAUGUCUCGCUAUCUGUUGGGCGCUUUUUGACGAUUUUCCUUCGUCGGCAGCGCAGUCCACGAUCGCCUUGUUAGAAUAUACUGGGCGCGGCGAUAUCAUAUCCAAUCCCGUCGGUUUAAGGGCUGUUUUGGAUGAAGCAGAAGACCACCUACGAACCAAGUAUGGAUUUCAGUUGAAUGUAACACGAAAAACGUUUAACAUAUACCGUAGCAAUCCCACGCUUUGUGACGACCUGGAAACAGAAAUGGCACUUUGGGCCGGUCAGCUUCGCUACAAUGAAACACUGGACAUCGCAGGCAUGGCGAUAAUUGGACCAGAUUGUUUGUGGACGUCAUCUAUGAACUACAUGGCGAAAGAAUGGGAAAUUCCAGUAUUCGUCCCAUCGAUGCAUUUUGCGAAUCGAGGAAACAAUAAUAGGAGUGACUAUUCCACGCUAACGCGGGUUGCUCCGU